Messenger RNA from Dissoconium aciculare CBS 342.82, 1460 nucleotides. RefSeq lists its product as uncharacterized. The record is from RefSeq and is a predicted model, not a curated record. The transcript has a single exon. The coding region runs from base 497 to 1126 and encodes 209 amino acids. Lineage: Eukaryota; Fungi; Ascomycota; Dothideomycetes; Mycosphaerellales; Dissoconiaceae.
CUCGUCAUUUCAUUGGGCUUCUACGAAAUCAUCUCAAAUGGGCCAUCGAGGUCUGCGCCUGCCCAAAUUUCUAGCACAUUACACGAAGUGAUAUUCUGUUACCAAAACAAGCUGCAUCGGCUCGACUUUGGGCACACUGCACUUCUGCAAAGCAACCCGCGCUGCAAGUCAUCGACCAGCCGAACCGAUGAAUCCUGCCUCUGAGCGCGGAUUAACCAGAACCAGCUGAGAGAGGCCAUGAGAGGAAAUCCAAGUUCACGCAAACAUACGUGGCAUUGUCUUGCGAGUGAUGCCAUGAUAUCCCCUGAAGCCCAUGUCUAAUGGGGACAGGCUUUGAGACCCUCGCUCGAUUUCGCCAUGACGUGUGCCCUACAAGGAUCCGUCAUUUCGGAUGGGGCAGUCCGACAACCUGAUGUAAAUAAGUUGGCAUUCCUUUCCACCAUCUCGGGGUGAAAGCCAACGAAUUCCUUCUAAGUUAUAAGCGAAUUGAACAUGAAUGAGCCAUCCGAGUGCCCUGUCCGAUGUCACCGGUCCACGGAAUUCGAAUCAGUCGCGCUUCCAGAGCAGGCUCUUCCAUGUUUUCAUAGGGACUUCCUCCUCGACAUUGCCCUUAGCUCGCAGCCCUUGUGUCGCUAUUGUUGGCAUGGCCGCCGCUGAGCUGUCUACGCUCGAUUUGGUGAUUGCAAUGGGCAUCGAGUUCGACAAGGCAGGUACUGUCUCGGCCGUUGCGGUGAUUUCAGCUCUGGCGUUUGUCUUCUCGACCCCGAGCCUCCAUGUCACGGCUGCUGUCGCGAUCCCGAUAGCCACCACAACCAAGGCGCCCGCUGAACGUAGCUCAGCUCGGUAUUUGUUGCGUUCAGCUUCCCACGCAGCUUCACGGAUCGACCCAACCUCCGUCCGGCGCAAAAGCUUUCCUCUCGUGCGUGCCAGCACUGCCUGGGAUCGUCGAAUGGACCUCGAAUGGGACGACAGCAGCGCUUGUCCGAGUGCAAGCGCCCGACCCGAAAAGGCAGAUGCCGCUUUUCGAUAUCUGCGAGACUCCACUGCUUGGGCCACACUGUUCUUCACUGAGCUUUCCGAGACAGCCUGUGGCCCCGGUACAUAUGGAUCCACCUCACUCGAUUGAAUCAGCUUCAGUGAAGGACUGUGUUCGACCCGAUUCAAGCGCGAAAUUUUGUUAAAGUGCUGCGUUUCACGACUGUUCGACAAGGCUUGUAACGCGAAGAGAAUACUGGCUCGUUGGUGUGAUGUGUUGUGGAGUCCGCGAGUCGCUGCGCACCUACAUGUUGGGGCGACUGUAGCAGCCCUCGAGGACGCGUGGGUUAGUACUCUGGUCGCCAUGGAAAUGCAGGGGGCCCGAACACCGCACGCCUUUGCCUCUAUUCAGCAGUGUCGGCUGUAACUGCUAGCAUAAAUGGAGGAAGAAUUGUCUUCAGAAUCGUCGCAUCAUCAUUCUGGAC